AUGGCGACCGCCACCAUUCCUGCAUUCGACCUCUCUCGUCCAAGAUUGCGACAAACCUCGCAUUGGAUCCGUGAUGAGCUCGAUCCGCUCGUUGCUCGGGAGGGCCCAGGGUUACUUCGAGCUGACGACGUGUUGACUUUACACGACGUCUUUCAGGCUCUUAAAACAUCGUCCAGUGUGACCGCUCUCGAUUUGCGUGCUACCGGAAUACAUAGAGCGGUCAUGGAGAUUUCAGGGAUAGCUACCAGGUGGCCUGGACGGUUGGCUGACGACUGCGACGAUCUCAUCGACCUGUGGAGAGGUAAAUUUGGGCGUCUCGAAGAUCUGCAUCCUUUUCUCUACGGCAGAGGUGGGCGUCUUGAGGGCAUUGCCUCGAUUGAGGAGACCUCGAAAAUUGCUUUACUCAAGCGAUGGCAAAACAGUUGUCCCGACAGGAUCUCACCGAAAAGGGCCCGUCGGCGUGGCAGUUUGGGGUUUCACCCGGGCUCAUGGUGGAUCAACACCCUCUUCGCUUGCCAUGCUGGCAUAAUCGAUGUCGAUACGAUCGACGGCGGAGUCUGUUAUGACAAAUACGGAGCAUAUGCAAUGGUGAUAUUGGAAGGAGGAGAGCUUGACGCACCAACCGAGUCAACUUUGACAUAUCGCUGUGGAAAGGACGACCGAGGCCGAUUUCGUUUGACUGCCGCUACACCGAGAAGUAGGGAACCGCUUCGCGUUUUACGAAGCCACAGUGUCAAUAGCAUGUGGGGACCUAAAGCCGGUGUGAGAUAUGAGGGACUGUAUCGCGUUACUGGGUGGGCAGUUCAUCAACCUAGGACAUCGUCCUCCCAUGUUGGGCAGAAGACUCGUCUUGGUGAUGUGUAUUUUGAUGUCCAUCUUGAGAGAUGCGACCCUGUUCCUGUACACGAAGUAGCCAAGUCACCCACGGCGUCCGAACUUGACGACUAUUCCGAGUACAAACGGCUGCGCAAGGUCCACCGAGACCUACGCAAUAAAGCGAAUGCUGCCUCAGUCGAUGCGACCAACAUGCUUCCUGUACCCGUCAAGGUAGCACCGGCUAUUCCUCCCCCUGCUCCUGCACCGUCAGGUAAGGUAUUGUCCUUCAAAGUCUCCCCAGUGGUAUCCCGAUCAACUACAUUCACAUGGACUCCGGGUAAGGAACCCCCGGGUGCGUCACAAUAUGUAUCUGGAGGUUCGCCAACCAUAACAACUGAAGGGUAUGCAUACGUUACACCCAGCCAACCCACUAUUGUAUCAAUUCCAGCCGCUAUACCAUUCCCACUACGGGCUGAGACACAGCGCAGUGAGCAGCUUCGGCUUCACACGCCACCGGGCUCCAAGGGCACAGUUUCAAUUGCAAGUACGUCAAAGAGCCGUCAGCCAAUUACAGAAGUGGCGCCCUGGAUCGAUCAAGAACUCCCUCACCUUAUCCUUCCUACGAAUGCCGACUUGGCACUCAUAAAGCGUUCAACAAUCCGCAGCCAUGUAGUGACGGACGAAUCGGACAGCCCUAUCUCAGCUGCUAGAACAUCAAAUCGUAAGGAUAGUGGUGAUGAAUACAGCGUACUCUUACACCAUACACCCUCGAUACGGGAUCUGGAUCUAGCGAUAGGCCUGCGCGCGAAGGAGAGCAGCAAGUCAAAGCUGGUGCGAAGUCGCAAUCCGGUGGCCAAACUGUUUGAUGGUACUGAAGACGAAGCUAGCUCGCCCAAUGACUACUUUCCUCUACGGCGACCGAGAGCUGCAUCUGCUCAAUUAAAGCACCCGUUGGUGGCAUCAAGGCGCCGUGAGCGUGCCAAUUCUACCGAGCACACACCGCAGCCUGUGGCACCGAUACCAGUAAGGCAUGAGAGCUCCAGUCCAUUACUCUUCAAACGGCGAGACGCGUUAGUCUUUCCCUACGGCUAUGUCGUUUCUCUACUUGCGCCACCUGACCAGAGUUCGAGGUCGUUCCCCUGUUAUCAAUCUCCAGAAACCGCCUCAACACAGGAGCCGCCUACUGCAUGCACCGGAUCAUUACUCACGUCCUUGAAGGACUUUAUUGGAAGCCGUCUGGUGGCUACCACCAGUGAUGAGCCUACCUCGCCAUCUAGGGCUGUACAGACAGACAUUCAUUCUUGUGUUGGCCAUUGUGAUGCGUUGCCAAUGCGAGCACAAACUCCGCCCCGACCGCAAGAUCUUAGUGGCGAGGUCCAAGAACUGGAGAUCACAGUCGCGUUCUGCGACCCGUUCCAGUCACCGCGCCGCAAACACGACACACUAAGGAAUCGGAGCUGCAAUGUGUCUCCACGGACCAUCGCGUGAUUGAUGGUUACUUUUUGCCAUGGCGAGGGGCAAUUGCGAAAAUCUGCCG
Molecule: messenger RNA, 2353 nt
Organism: Paraphaeosphaeria sporulosa
Lineage: Eukaryota; Fungi; Ascomycota; Dothideomycetes; Pleosporales; Didymosphaeriaceae
Exons: 5
Coding region: 1-2304 (767 amino acids)
Source: RefSeq, a predicted model, not a curated record